CGAUAUUCUUAUCUCAAGGAGAAAGGAAGAAGCUAUGGAAGUCCCCAUGGUGGCGGGCGAUGGAGAAUGCCGUGACGAAGAGGCGGCGAUGCACCUGAAACUGGUUGCGAUCGCCGCGAUCCUCGUCGCCAGCAUCGCCGGCGUGGCGAUUCCGCUCGCCGGGAGACGACAGCGGUUCCUCCGCUCCGACGGUGGGGGGUUCGCCUUCGUCGAGGCCUUUGGAGCGGGCGUGAUCCUGGCGACGGGCUUCGUCCACAUGCUCCCCGAGGCGGAGGAGUCGCUGGCGGACGCCGCCAUGCCAGCGCGGGCGUGGACUGAGUUCCCAUUCGCGGGCUUUGCGGCGAUGGUCGCCGCCCUCGGGACGCUCGCGCUGGACUUCAUCGGAACGACGUUCUACGAGCGGAAGCACGGGGCGGAGAAGGGGAAGCAGAAAGCGGAGAGGGUUGGAGUCUGGUCACCCUCACCAGGGAGCGACGAGUUUAACGACGACGCGAUGCACAUCAUCGGGGUGCACGCACACGCCGCGGCGCAUGGGGAGGUGGAUGGCGGAGGGGUAUCUUCGCACGUGCGGCACGUCGUCGUAUCUCAGAUACUGGAGCUUGGGAUUGUCUCGCACUCAGUGACCAUAGGCUUAUCCUUGGGAGUAUCACAAAACCCAUGCACUAUUAGGCCCCUAAUAGCUGCCUUGUCCUUCCACCAGUUCUUCGAGGGAUUUGCGCUGGGAGCAUACAUCUCUCAGGCUCGUUUUAGCAGUCUCAAGGAAGCGGUGAUGGCGUGCUUCUUUGCCUUGACAACACCUGGAGGGAUCGGCCUGGGGCUCUCAGCGGCAUCAUUUUACGAUCCUGACAGCCCGACAGCCAUGGCGGCGGAGGGCCUUCUGGACUCGAUCUCCGCAGGCAUCCUGAUCUACAUGGCGCUGGUGGAUUUGGUCGCUGCCGACUUCCUCGACCGCCUCAAGAACGGCAGCACAUCCCUCCGGGUUGGUUCCUACAUCGCCCUCUUCUUGGGUGCCGGACUCAUGUCUCUCUUGGCCUUACGGGCAUGAAGGAUACGCGAUGCUGCGGUUUUUGAAAGACCCAGGCCUAAAAUUUCCCUUCUGGGCCGGAUCAUGGCUUCCAGCAUUUGGUCGAACAGAUUUGCUUUUUUUUUUUUUCCUCUAGUAAUAAAAGCAGGGUGGUAGAUCCUCCCGUUCGAUCAAAGAAAAAAAAAUGCUGCGGUUUUUGGAGGGGAGAACUAAAAACUGCUGUUAUAUGCAUGGCAUGCUAGCUUAGCUAUGGAUCGCUAUCGAAUAUGUAUUUCGCUAAAUGAUUACAGUGUUAAUUUAUUUUUAAAUAUUGGGUUCAGUUAUAUAA
Molecule: messenger RNA, 1352 nt
Organism: Phoenix dactylifera (date palm)
Lineage: Eukaryota; Viridiplantae; Streptophyta; Magnoliopsida; Arecales; Arecaceae
Product: zinc transporter 4, chloroplastic-like
Biological process (GO): zinc ion transmembrane transport
Cellular component (GO): plasma membrane
Molecular function (GO): zinc ion transmembrane transporter activity
Source: RefSeq, a predicted model, not a curated record